AUGGAUGUACUAUCUGUGAAUGCUACGUCUCUAUCGCGUUCAUCUGGGAGCUCGAAGAUGAUCAAAUCAGACUCUCGUUUUAAAAUGGACGAGACAUGGUCGUUGACUUCCAACAAUGACGCACAGCCAGAGUUUCGACCUGUUGUUACUGACACAAAAGCAACACGAUGUUAUCGUCCUAAACAAUGGAGUCUUGAAGCUGAGGAGGCGUUUCGCGUUCAACAAACGGGUUGGCGUGAUAUAAAAGAAUACAUGGAAACAUACGGGGAACCGGAACGCUGGCAAAAUGGCUAUGUGCGCUGUACGCGUGUUAAAGCCAAUGGAUUCUAUACUUACUGGCAACCACAUCGCGAGUGCGACGAUAAGUAUUUACACAUUGUCAAGCUUUUCGAUAAUACAAUAGCAAUUGUCACGAGUACGCUAUUGGACUCACUGGAUUUUGUCACUUGCUGUUGA
Plasmopara halstedii is the source of this 456-nucleotide messenger RNA. RefSeq names its product meiosis expressed gene 1 protein homolog. Lineage: Eukaryota; Oomycota; Peronosporomycetes; Peronosporales; Peronosporaceae. Gene Ontology annotation, cellular component: nucleus. The transcript is spliced from 2 exons. The coding region runs from base 1 to 456 and encodes 151 amino acids. The record is from RefSeq and is a predicted model, not a curated record.